This is a messenger RNA of Cylicocyclus nassatus, 410 nucleotides long. Lineage: Eukaryota; Metazoa; Nematoda; Chromadorea; Rhabditida; Strongylidae. The record is from the annotation of a GenBank genome assembly.
CACAAUUCCCGAAUGCCCAUCAAGGAGGCGACAACGUCAGCAAACAGAAACAACACCUUUACAACCUGGAACCGAAACGUAUGUGCCGUGCUACACUUCUUCGAGCUUCACGGUGCCGGUCAUGCUGGUGACGCAAUCCGAGGACCUACUCCAGCGCUCGCUACUGGUUUCUCCCACUAUAUUCACCGCAGGGCGUGACCGACGAUACGAAGACUCGAGGAGUCGCUCCUUCGCCCCGACACCGACCGGCCGUCCUACCGUACCCCUCCACGACUCUGGCUGAUGCUGUCCCGAUCCAGUGCCUUAUCCAAUCUCCAUGCUCAACUACUCCACCGAUGAUCUCCUAUUACCGACUAUUCAUAUACUGUCCUCUGUCUACAUUGAUGCCUUAACGAUAAACUACUUAGUAC